CAGCUGGGGCCCCUCCCAGUCUCCAGGGCACCGUCCCUUAGCAACAGAACUGCCUGGCAGGACGCACUGCCAGUGGUGGGCAAAGCAGGCAGGAGCCAGGCGGAGCAGCCAUCCAGACUUUAGGACAGACGGAGGCCAGCUGCCCAGAGAGCCCUGACUCAGCAUGGAUGCUGUGGACACCACUAUGGAGAAGCUCCGGGCUCAGUGUCUGUCCCGAGGGGCCUCAGGCAUCCAGGGUCUGGCCAGGUUUUUCCGCCGCCUGGACCAGGAUGGAAGCCGGUCCCUGGGUGCGGAGGAGCUCCAGAGGGGCCUGGCCGAGCUGGGGCUGGAGCUGGACAUGGCUGAAGUAAGGGGUGUGUGCAGGCGCUGGGACCGCGACGGCAGUGGGACGCUGGACCUGGAAGAGUUCCUGCGGGCGCUGCGGCCCCCAUUGUCCCGGGCUCGGGAGGCCGUCAUCACAGCUGCAUUCGCCAAGCUGGACCGCAGUGGGGAUGGAGUGGUGACUGUGGAUGACCUCCGGGGGGUGUACAGCGGCCGUGCUCACCCCAAGGUGCGGAGUGGGGAGUGGACGGAGGAGGAGGUGCUCCGCCGCUUCCUGGACAACUUUGACUCCUCCGAGAAGGACGGGCAGGUCACGCUGGCUGAGUUCCAGGACUACUAUAGUGGCGUGAGUGCCUCCGUGGACACAGAUGAGGAGUUCGUGGCCAUGAUGACCCGUGCCUGGCGGCUGUGAGCAGCGCACCCGCUCAGCGGGCACCACUGUAGUGAAUUAGUGGGAGAAUGGUUCCAACGAUGAUCACUGGCUCCAGACCCCAGGGAGAAAGGCCCGCCCUCCCCAUGCCAUGCUGACCCCAAGGCUCUUCUUGCUCUGCUCAGUGAACUCGGCAGCACAACACCUCUCUCCUGCCCCAACCUGUGGGUCCCUGGGAAGCCAGGCAGCACCAAGGUGGGAAGGCGAACGGCUCUGCUGUGACUGGAGGUUCUGCACUGAGGCGGCCAGUCUUGGAAGGCAGCCGAGCUUGGUCCCCUGCCCAGGUGUGGAGUGUGGGGCAGAGGCCCCCAGACCGCAGUCAGGCCAAACCACUGGAGGAAAGCGUGCCUGCCUAGGGAGGCAGAGGCCAUUCCUGGCCAGGUUGCCCGGCUUCCUGAGGCCCCUGGGGCAGGCAGGAGGCCAGCAUUUUAGUUAAAAGUUUUAAUGUAGUUCCCAAAUACAUUUCAUAUGACAAUCUUACAUAAAUGUUCCAAAACACAUGGGCAUUAUCUGGUUUUACUUGUCACUAGUUGGCUAAGGCUUAAAGCAGAGAGGUGUGACCGGAUCUGCUGGGAGGGCCUUUGGUGUCUUCCCAUGGCUCAGGCUCGGGGUUGGGUUGCACACGGCAAACCCGAGGGACAGACGGCACAGCUGCAGAGACACCUUCUCUGAGGCGGGGUUGGGUGGCUUCCUCUGAAAGUUCGCAGAGCCCUAUGCACAGACCUUCUUUGUGGGCCUCCCAGAUGGGCGGUGCCCAGCUGGCUCCUGGCCAUGCUCCAGGGUGGGGGUGGACAGAGGGCGUCUGCUAAUGUGUGUACCUUGAGCAUGGGUUCUGCCCACUGUCUGGAACUGGCCCCUGGCCCCUUCUUGAAGGCCCUGCUAGUGUCCCCUUCUGCCACGCACAGAGGCCC
Molecule: messenger RNA, 1662 nt
Organism: Sus scrofa (pig)
Lineage: Eukaryota; Metazoa; Chordata; Mammalia; Artiodactyla; Suidae
Gene: CAPS
Product: calcyphosine
Cellular component (GO): vesicle
Molecular function (GO): calcium ion binding
Source: RefSeq, a predicted model, not a curated record